AUGAUUGAUGGUGUUGGUAAUAAUGUAAUAUUUAGUGUAUGUAUUAUUAUUAUUACUAUUGUUAUUGUUUACUAUGAACAAAGUAAAGGUGAAGGUAUAGCUAUCGAGUUUUGUUUUGGUGGUUUGUUAUUGAAUGAAUCUUUACAUUACCCACAAAACGAAAUGUCUACAACAACAACAACAACAAAUGGAAAUGGAACAUCCAACCAUGGUGUUUUAAAAUCAACUAUAGGUGAUAAAGAAGAAGAUGAUAAAGAUACUUCAAUGAUCACAGAUACAGUUGUCGAUAAAAAAGAUGAAAUCAGAUCGAUGUGGCAAAUGGCAUUUAUACAUCAUUUCUUAACGCUGUUUGUUAAACCACUGCAUGUAAAGACAAUCUAUAUAGAUGAACUAGAGAAUGCAUUGAUAGAGCCCGAUGAAUUUAAAACCUAUCUAACUGAACUAUUCGUUCCGUUAUUACGUCCAGUUGCAAAGCCAAAGUCUGGUGGUAUAAAUCCAGAGACAUGGGAAGGUGUAUUGAAACAUGAAGUAUCAAAGAAAUCAUUCGAUUGUUUCGUUGAGAGUCCGUACCCAGAGGAUUCCGAAAGCUUUACAAGUCUGUCGUUGGUCGACAGAGUGUUGGAUCGCGAGAAACAACAAGCUCAACAAAAACAAUUUUUGAAUAACGCUGGCAAUACCGGUUUGGUGAUAAGACAGUUCCGUUCGCCAAGACUGGUGGAGUUGCAAAUCAAGAAACUAGAGGAGGAACGACAGGAACAAGAAAGAAGAAAACAAAGAGCAGAGAAUGGAAAGCGUGGCGCUAACAGUCGCGAUAAAGAUGACGAUGGUGAAGAUGAAGACGACGAUGAAGAAGAUGAAGACGACGAUGAUGAAUUCGAUCAUCACGAAAUGCAACAUAGAAUACUUGGAUUGCGACCAAGAAAGAGACAAGCAACCAACACAACCACUACCACCACAACCACUAGCAAUCAUAGCAGCAAUAGCAACGGUCCCACACAGAUUCAACAGACAAGUAGUGGUAGAAGAAUUGUUCAAAGACAACUCGAUGAAAAUGGUCUACCGAUGUUACCUCGUUAUCCUCGAAACAACAGAAUAAUAGAGACCGAUCCAGUCGAAGAAGAUCAAUCCGAACCAAGCACUAACAACAGUAAUAAAAACUCUGAUGAAGAAAUAACAUCAGAAUCAUAUUUGGUGAUGAAUUUCUUUAGAAAACUAUUAGAUAUACCAGAGGUUAAGCCUGACGAUGCAAGAGAAAGAGAAGAGUUGGGUAUUACCGAUGAAUUGAUUGCAUUCGUAAAGAAUAUCUCAAAGUAUCCAGAGUCUUUUAAGGAUUUCCCAUUACAAACGCUUUCGAAUAAUACACAAUUUAGAUUAAGUUCAUUACAGACUAGACAUGUCAAUAAGAUUAUAACUAUAGUAGAACCUUUGAAUGAAUUGAGAUUUAAAUUAUGUCCUUUACAUAUGAAAGAUGAUGUAUUUUGGAGGAUCUAUUUCAUUCAUAUAUCAAAGGUUACAACUCAAGUAUUCGAUACAGAUGAUAUACAUAAGAAACCAUCGUCUAGUCUUGAUGAGCUGGAUUCACAAUUAGAUCAAAUAACAGCAUCUGCACCCAACUUGAUGCAGUACGAUCAGGGUUUGAAUGAGGAUGAGGAUAACUACUACUCUGACAAUACCUACAUAGAUAUACAACGUAAAGAAAAAGGAUUGGACGCCGACAAAGAAGCAGAGGUCCCAAAUUCCGAUUUGAUUGCAUUGAAAAAUAAGAUUUUAGCAUUGGAUCAAACUAUUGAAAAGAGAAAACAACAACUAAUACAACAACAACAACAACAACAGCUACAACAACAACCAAACAAUCAACAGACAUCACCAACACAACAGACAGUUUCACCUACACAACCAACAACAAAACCAUCAAGUCCUGGAUUUUUAGAUUUAGAUUUUUUCAGUUCAAUUAUCAAAUAA
This is a messenger RNA of Heterostelium album PN500, 1962 nucleotides long. Its product is annotated as BSD domain-containing protein. The transcript is spliced from 12 exons. The record is from RefSeq and is a predicted model, not a curated record. The coding region runs from base 1 to 1962 and encodes 653 amino acids. NCBI's taxonomy places the organism in Eukaryota, Evosea, Eumycetozoa, Acytosteliales, Acytosteliaceae.